CGGUAAAUGCCCGUCUCUCUCUCUCUCUCUUCUGCCAUUGUCUUCCUCCUUGAAAGCGGCUCUUCUCCAGCUUCGCCCCACGCUCUGGUACCAGAUCGGGAGCUUUUAAGGGUCUAUUAGGGUUUCUACGCCUCUACAUGCCGCCUGGUUAGUUGAUUCGGUGCCCAUUUUUUUUGGAUUUUGGUUGUGAUUUGAAAGUUGCGUGGCUACAUGUUCGUUUUCUCGGGAAGUCUCUCUGGAUGUGCGCGUGUUUUUUUGUCUGUUUCGAAGAGGUUGCGUCGAUUUUGAGCUGCGUCGGGCCUCGCGGUGGGUGGGUCUUUGUGCACAGGACACAAGGUCGGGGAUUGCUGCCUCGGAAACCCUAGUGUAGUCUGCAGUCUGAGCUAGUGAGAUGGUUUCUAUUUCCCUUUCUUGUGUGGGCUCCGGAGGCUUUUGAUCUCGCCGUGCAUUUUGGAGAUUGCAUUCGCUCAGGGGCGAGUGGAGAAUAGCCUUGAGAUUGUGGCUGGAAAGGUCCAACCUUUGUUUAGAUUUUGGUUUGGGAAUUGUAGUGCUUUGAGCAAAAUUGGAGCUAGGGUGUUUUACUGUGACACAAAUUGGAUUUUUUUGGCGACAUGUCAGGAGCUCCAAAGGUCCGUUCCAUCAAUGUGGCUGAUUCUGAGGCGAGACCUGUCCUAGUGCCUGGCGGAAACCAGGCAAGGUCUGUGGCAGCUGCUCAAAAGCCAGCUUCGAAGCCUUUGAAUAAAACUGAGAACCCAGAGGCUGCUGCUACUGCUGCUGAGAAUAAGAAGAAGAAGAAGGAUACAAGUCCAACUGCUAAUCUGCCACCUGUUCGUUCUAGUCUAAGCGCUCCCUCAGCUCUUAGGAGGCACGAUUGGCUUUUACAAUCAAGUUUAUCGAUGAAUGCUUCUUGCUCCUCAGAUGCGUCGACAGAUUCAUUCUGCAGCCGAGCCUCCACCGGAAGGAUUGGUAGGACAAACUUGAUGAGCAAGCGGAGACAGAGCAUUCCUACUGUAAGUAAGAUUGUGGCUAAGGCCGAGAAGAAUGUUCCAGAUGAUGCAGUCAUGUCUAUACCGGAACUUGUGCAUGGAAAGAGAAAGUGUGCUUGGGUGACAACCAAUACAGAAUCAUGUUAUGCUCAAUUCCAUGAUGAAGAAUGGGGAAUUCCUGUUCAUGAUGACAAGAAAUUAUUUGAGCUUCUUGUACUCUCUGGUGCUCUAGCUGAGUUUACAUGGCCGGCUAUCCUCACCAAAAGGCAGAUAUUUAGGGAUGUUUUCUUGGAAUUCGAUCCUGUUGCAGUUUCCAAGUUGAAUGAGAAGAAGAUUGUUGCACCUGGAAGCAGUGGUAGCUCCCUUUUGUCGGAACCAAAGUUGCGAGCUAUCAUUGAGAAUGCACGCCAAAUACUCAAGAUAAUCGAUGAGUUUGGAUCAUUUGAUAAAUACUGCUGGAGCUUUGUUAACUACAAACCUAUCAUCAGCAGAUUCCGCUACCCUCGUCAGGUGCCCGCUAAGACUCCAAAAGCAGAUGUCAUAAGCAAAGAUAUGGUUCGGCGAGGCCUUCGCAGCGUGGGCCCAACUGUCGUAUACUCCUUCAUGCAGGCUGCUGGACUGACAAAUGAUCACCUCAUUCGCUGCUUCCGGUUUGAGGAGUGCAUAACAGCUGCUUCCCCUAGUCCAAACGAAGUCCACGAAGCUACGGUACCGGUUAACCUCAAAGCCAAAGAGAACUUACUAGAUCAGGGACUGAUGGAACAAAUUGAUUCGGAAUUGUCAAGAGCCGUGGAGGAGAUGAAUAUUUCCUAGCUCUUUUUGUAAGGGAAAAUGCCAUAAUUCUGAACACCUGUGAUUCCGCUCACUUCUCAUGAAUACAACAACCUAUGUAAAAAAUUGUCUGAGAUUUAUGCUUCUCGUUUGCAAGCUUUUUCUUGUGCCGGUGGAUUAGAGUAGGAAACCUUUCUUUAGCAAUGUGGGUGCCUACAAGUUGGUGGAAUUUAAAAUGAUUGCAAAAGUUGUCAAUUCUCAAGCCUAAAUCCAUCUCAUUAGCAGGUAUAUGUCUGAUUUCAAUCAUUGGAAGUGGGAGUGGAUGUGAUGAUUACUUGAAUACUUUGCUCUGAACUUGUUAUCAAUACAAAAGGGAUUUGUUUAGUGGAGUGUAAGUAUAACACAAUUCUGGAAUGUGUACUUGGCGAUGAGACUC
This is a messenger RNA of Zingiber officinale, 2193 nucleotides long. RefSeq lists its product as uncharacterized. Lineage: Eukaryota; Viridiplantae; Streptophyta; Magnoliopsida; Zingiberales; Zingiberaceae. Gene Ontology annotation, molecular function: DNA-3-methyladenine glycosylase activity. Gene Ontology annotation, biological process: base-excision repair. The coding region runs from base 612 to 1799 and encodes 395 amino acids. The record is from RefSeq and is a predicted model, not a curated record. The transcript has 5 exons.